AUGCACUGCGCUGUUGUCGGUUUGCAGAACGAAGGCCACGGCAAUAAAGAAGCUGGCCCCGUGCUCUGGUCGCCUUUUGAAAUAUUGAACGGCAGAAUCGUCGACUCGGAUGUCAAGCCGACUUACCGAAUCAUCGGCACCGACGUCACCAGCUACAAAACCGUAUACAACUAUUCUUGCACUCUGUACGGACUCUACGUUGAAGGCAAAGGUUCGAAAAAAGAAAAAGCCAAAGAGGACGCGGCUACAGAAAUGAUCCGUCAAAUUCUAAAUGAGCAAAAUGCUAAAACGCUGCCAAAUCAAUUUAAGCCGUUCAAUGAACAAGAAAUUAAUGACUUACAAGCUUUGCUCAAAACGAAACAAAAUUAUACAGAAUUUUUAGAAGAAACGACUAAAGAAGACAUUCCCUUGCCAUUAAAAAUCAAAUCCAAUGUGAGGCGUACCUAGAAAAAUAUGUCAAGACAUAAAUAAGAUUAACAAAAGUAUAACUUUCAUAGGUUCACCAUCACGAAAUUACUAACCACACAUGGCACUAUUACAUGGUAUGAUAUUCAUUUAGUAUGUGACAUACGGGACCGAUAAUUAAUUUAAAAACAGUCAAAUUAAAAUUCUUAAAAUUAUAUUAAUAGUUACCUAUUUAAUUAGUUAUUAAUACAAAUCUAAAAUAAUGUAGGA
Molecule: messenger RNA, 675 nt
Organism: Acyrthosiphon pisum (pea aphid)
Lineage: Eukaryota; Metazoa; Arthropoda; Insecta; Hemiptera; Aphididae
Exons: 3
Coding region: 1-447 (148 amino acids)
Source: RefSeq, a predicted model, not a curated record